Molecule: messenger RNA, 6141 nt
Organism: Saxophila tyrrhenica
Lineage: Eukaryota; Fungi; Ascomycota; Dothideomycetes; Mycosphaerellales; Extremaceae
Gene: MSN5
Product: karyopherin
Exons: 2
Coding region: 1-6141 (2046 amino acids)
Biological process (GO): carbohydrate metabolic process; ergosteryl 3-beta-D-glucoside catabolic process; intracellular protein transport
Molecular function (GO): steryl-beta-glucosidase activity; small GTPase binding
Source: RefSeq, a predicted model, not a curated record
AUGGCACCGUUCCGCCUCCGAAUCGAUGGUUCGACCUUUCGAGAUUCGCACAACCGUGAGGUGACCCUUCGAGGCAUCAACGUAGCCGGCGAUACCAAAUACCCAGCUCACCCGGAUGUGCCCAGCCAUGAACGCGAGCACUUCUUCGAAGGCGACGAGGCCUCCUUUGUCGAUAGACCAUUCUCUGUCUCAGACGCACACACGCACUUCUCACGGUUAAGACGAUGGGGCUUCAACACCAUUCGAUAUGUGUACACUUGGGAAGCGCUGGAGCAUGCGGGACCUGGGAAGUAUGAUGAGGACUUCAUAGACCACGCGAUCCAGAUCUUGCGGAUAGCGAAGGAGUAUGGCUUUUACAUCUUCAUGGACCCGCAUCAGGAUGUCUGGUCGAGGUUUACGGGAGGCUCCGGGGCGCCAAUGUGGACACUGUAUGCUUGUGGUCUGGAUCCUAAGAAGCUGCACAAUAACCAAGCUGCUAUUGUGCACAACACAUGGCCGGACCCUGCCACGUUUCCAAAGAUGUGCUGGGCGACCAAUUAUCAGCGACUGGCCUGUCAGACCAUGAUGACGCUGUUCUUCGCCGGCAAGGAUUUUGCGCCGAAGUGCGUGAUUGACGGGAAGAAUAUCCAGGACUGGUUACAAGAUCAUUUCAUGGCCGCGAACAAGCGUCUCGCAAAACGUAUCCACGAAGCUGGCGAUCUGGAGCACGAUGUGGUGAUCGGCUACGAGAGCAUCAAUGAGCCCAAUCGGGGAUAUGUUGGACAUGAAGAUCUGGCCCAGCUGCCUGAGUGGCAGAAAUUGCGCAAGCUCACAACUCCCACGGCAUGGCAGGCGAUGUUGACCGGUUCAGGCAGGGCUUGUGAGAUUGAGACCUGGGACUUUGGCUCUUUUGGUCCCUACAAAAGUGGCACACAGCUCGUCGAUCCGAAAGGCGAGAGCGCAUGGCUAGAUCCGGCAGAGUGGGACGACGGCGAGUAUGGCUGGCAACGAGCAGAUUCAUGGAAGCUGGGAGAAUGCAUAUGGGCACAACACGGCGUCUGGGAUCCUUCUACAGAUGAGCUGAAGCUACCACAGUAUUUUACAAAACAUCCGAAGACUGGAGACGAGCUUGAUCAGGAAUACUGGACAGAUCACUACUUCAUGCACUACUACCGUGCCCAUCGAACAGCAAUCCGAGAUAUCUGGCCUGAAGCUAUGAUGUUCAUGCAGUCUGGACCUUUCGAGAUACCUCCAACGAUCAAAGGGACGAAGGACGAUGACCCGAACAUGGUCUUCGCGUCACACUUCUACGACGGCAUCACUCUGAUCAUGAAGAAAUGGAACAGGCUAUGGAACGUGGACGUACUGGGUAUUUUACGAGGUCGCUAUUCUUCGCCGGCGUUUGCCAUCAAGAUCGGCGAAACGGCGAUACGCAACUGUUUCAAGGACCAGCUAGCAGAGAUCAUCAGAGAGGGCAAAGAGUACAUGGGCACCCACCCCACCGUGUACACCGAGAUCGGCAUACCAUAUGAUAUGGACGAUCAGAAAGCAUAUCAGACAGGCGAUUACAGCAGUCAAAUUGCUGCUGUAGAUGCCAACUUCUACGCCGUCGAAGGCAGCAAAGCUCAAGGACUGACAUGGUGGGUGUACACUGCAAGCAACACGCACUACUGGGGUGACAACUGGAACGGCGAAGACCUCAGUAUCUACUGCAGAGAAGACAGAUCUCUGCCCUCAGCCAGCCAUACCAGACAAGCAGAGGGUGGCGCUUCGUCCAGCAAGCUCAGCCUCGACCCGAGCAGUCCAAGCUACUCUGAAAGCCAGAGUGAGCGCAGCGCACCCGUCGGCCCAGGAACUCUCCAGAAGACACUGUCCGUUAACGAGAUGGUCCAGCCGAUCACACCAUCGACAUCACUCGCAGACGGCGCUCCUGGCUUCCGCGCUGCGGAAGCCUAUAUCCGCCCCUCACCAGUCUGCGUUUAUGGCACGAUCUCGAGCUACGGUUUCGAUCUCAAAAACUGUACAUUCACGCUCUCCCUGACUUCUCCAUCACCCACGCCCCAAGACAGCCCUACUGAGGCUUUCUUGCCAGCGUUCCACUUCCCGCAGUCCGAGACCAAGGUUGAGGUCAGCGGUGGAAAGUGGAUGAUCGAAACGGUGGAGCAGGUGGAGGGCGCGGAGCAGCAGGUGUUCAAGUGGUGGCAUGGUGAGGGCGAGCAGAGUGUUACGAUCAAGGGGUUGAAGAGGAAGGGUGGUGCUGCGGUAGGCAAGGAGCAGGAGGAGGGGUACUUGGAGGCGUACUGGCAGAUGGGGAGGAAUUGUUCGAACUUCUUACCGCAACCGCAACCGCACACCUUCCACUCUCUCACCUUCCUCAUAACUCCAACCGCCGCCACGAUGAACAACGACGGCGCCUUCGACACACACUGGCGUCAAACGCCUUCACCCAGCUCUCGUCUUGAGACCAUUCAACAGGCUCUUCACGCCAACCUCGAUCCGAAAGUGACCAACGACAUCCGCCAACAAGCACUCCGUCACCUCGAAGAAGUGAAGCACCAGCCAGAUGCCCCUCACCUCGGUUUCACCCUCGCAGACGACUGGAAGCAGAGUGAUGCGGUGCGGUACUACGGUCUCCAGCUGCUGGAAUACGCAGUCCGGUACAGAUGGGGCGAAUACAACAGCGAGCAGACAGAGCAGUUACGGCAGUGGGUCAAGUUCCUUGCAGGCAGCAUUCGAGAGCAAGAUGCAUUGUAUAUCCGCAAUAAGGUGGCACAGCUAUGGGCGGAGGUAGCGAAGAGGUGCUGGGGUGACGAGUGGACGGACAUGGAUGCUCUGCUGGUGACGUUGUGGGACAAGCCGAUUAGUGAAAAGGGUGCGGCGAACAAGCUGCUGGUACUGUCGGUGCUGGAGACUUUGAGUGAGGACAUCAUCAACGGUGAGGAUGCGGUGGCGGGGCUGAGGCUGGAUGUGUUGGGUGCGUGCUUGAACGACGUUAUGAUCCCGGAAGGUCUGCACCGCGAGUUCUCGGCUCAGCAGCAAAACGGCAACGGCAGCAGUCAUCCGAUGAGCAGGAUCAGAUCCGGCGAGGUGGGCUGGUUGCUUCGCAUGUGCGAGUUCUUUGCGAAUUGCGUGAAGCAGAUGAGGGUGGGUGGCGAGCAGGGAUUUGUCAGGACGAUGACCUUUUGCGCGGUCAAGACACUGCAUGCGCUGCGCCCGACGAUGCAGUGGAUCAAUCUGAAAGGCGUCGUCGAGGCGAACGCGGUGGACUGCUUGACAUUGCCAUUCCAUACCGACACUGUGGAGCUGCAGCUUGCGGCCACCGAGGUGCUGUAUGUUCUGCUGGCCAGGCCAUACGGACAGCAUUGGCACGACAGUUGGUUCUCACAGAUGCAGCAUAUGCUACGGCAGGAUCGCGUGGCUUUGCUGAGGCAGACGUUUGAGAGUGUGCAGAUCCAGCCAGGCGAGGACGAGCAGAAGUAUACGUUGCAGAAGAAACUGUCGGAUGUACUCUCGCUACUUGGAGACGCUGUCGCGCAGCAUCCCGAUCUCAUCAAGCAAAAUGGUGAAGACCCGUCCGCCUUUUUCGACCUCCUACUCCUGGUGCUCCAGCACAAGAGCCUGCACGUCUCGAUCCCUGUCUUACACAGCUGGACCAAGCUCAUGGCUUCUCAAGACGACGCCAUCGUCGAGAUAGUUGUCAAAGCACUCGGCGUCCUGAUACAGACAUGUAGCUCAAGGAUGCUGCGAUACGAAUCCGAACCCGAGGAUUCCGAAGACGAGACUGUCCAGUUUCUCUACGACGACUUCGACACCAUGCCAGAGAGGCACGCAUUCCUGGGCAACUACCGACGGUACUGCACCACGGUCAUCCAGUCCAUCGCGAAGACGCGGCCUCUGGAAGCGCUGUCGCAUGUGCUAGGGCAGAUGCGGGAGAUGUUGGAGGCGGGACCUUAUACUGGCGGCCGAGGAUUCGAUUCUGCGUCGUACUCGAAGACCAAUCUACCUACGUUGCAGUUUGAGGCGCAGUACCAGGUUGUGUCGAGUACCUUGAAGGGUUAUUCCAUGUGGUUGGCAGACGUUGCUGCUCUCGCCCCAGAAGACGAAGUCCAUGCCAGAGCAGACGCCGACAAAUCGAACACGACCCAGGCGUUGCAGCAAUGGUGUUACCAUGUGAUCAACACGCACUCUGACGAUCCCGAAGUUGCUGCCCAGGUACUGCAGACAUUAGUCGCCAUUCUUCGCACCAUCAGGCCUGAGCCAAACUUCGUGCUACACAUCGUGCAACAUCUGCUUACCAUGCGUCUCUACGACAACCCUCAGCAUGCCACCUACUCCGAAGCCGUCAAGCAGUUCGAAGGGCUGCGUGUGUUGGAACUUCAGAAGCUUGCUAUCACAUUCGCCAACGAGCUUCUCGAGGUGUACAACGAGCUGGAGCCACGCAUCGGCGUGCUACUGCAAAAGCACAGCGACGAUUCCCGGCUGGUAUGGGGCUACAAGGCCUUCCUCUUCAUGAUCGUCCAUCGGGCCGCCGGCAUCAACCACGACGUGCGUCUCGCUCGCUUGCAGCAGAUGCUGCAGCCCGUUUAUGAUGCUUGGCAAGAUCAGGCGUUUAGCGCGUCGCUUUCGAGCUUGCAGACCUUUUGCGAGAGCCUCGAUCUUGCUGGCUUAGACGAAUUUUACAAAGCACACGGCUUUGACCGGGUGGCCGACUGGACGUCGCAGCAGCUGGACGCAGCGGGCCAGGCGAGGCAGGCGAGCAUCAAGGCCAAGAGCGAUGCGCUGCCGCUGCGCAUGACGAAGUCGAUGCUUGCAGCGACGACAGAGAAGCUGAGGACAGAUUCCGAAGAGUUCGACACAGGCUGUGCGCUGUGGGGCGAUGUCAUCCCUAUCAUCCUGCCGAAUCUGCUGCGUCUGCUGCGACAUGCGCAAGCCUUCCACAAUAUGGCCAGUUGGUCGCAUCUGCCUGAUGAGAUCCAGGCGGUAGUCAGGCGGACGCUGCAAGAUCGCUUCUGGCAGUCUGGCAUCUCCAAUGAGACGAGAGAUGAAUUCUACGCGCGGAUCAGCGGCUCGAAGGACUCUUUCGAAGGGUUUGCGUCGACCGUGAGAGGUACGACGAGGAACAUCCGCGAGCAGGGGUACCAUCUGCUCUACUUCAUGACCAAGUUCGAAGAGCAGUUCUAUGGCAUACCUGAUGUCGCGGAGCCAUUGGCGGAUGCUCUGUUCGCCGAUGCUGGCGCGCUGUCGGCCAACCACCUCCACUCAGUCAUCAAUUUGGCGACCGGACUUGUGUCAAAGUGUCCGCCGCACUAUCGGGGACGUUUCUUGCCGCCUCUGUUGACGCAGCUCUUCAACAAGAUGGACACAAAGAUCAGCAGCGAGUGGGAGGCGAUCGGGCACGCGACUCAGCAGAAAACGGAAGAGGAUACGCUGGGCGAUGAGAUGAGGCUAGAGAGCGUACUGCGUCAGCUUACCUUCUCUGUGGUCUCGUUCGUGCCCUUCCUGCUGGAGUUCGAUACUCAUAUGCCUCCAUCGAAGCGCAGCGGUGGACACGAGGUACCCAAGCCUCUGGUAAGCGACAUUGUCCUUGCAGAUCCGACGGUACUCGAGCCCUUGAUGCUGUUCUGCACGCAUGCGCUUCGGAUGCGAGACACCCGCUGCUGCACGACCAUCUGUCGCACCUUCCGUACGCUCGUCCCACUCUUCCAAUCCGAGACAGCACCUUCGCCACAAGUCCGCGACUUCAUGUCGACAGAAGUGCUGAAGGCCUGCAUCACCUCCCUCAACGAACCAUACUUCGCCGACAUGCAAAAGGAUCUGGCCGCUCUGAUCGCACAGAUCUUGCUCCUGUACGCGCCGAAGACACCUACGCCGCGUGAAGUCUUGCUCAGUCUGCCCGACGUGUCUGCCGCAAAGGUCGACAAAACCCUGGGACGUAUAUGCAAGCAGCCUGUGCCGGCUGAGAGGAUGCUGCGCUCGCUGGUGUUGGACUUGCUGGAAGGCGUGAGGGGUGUUAGCAUUCACGAGGCUGGCAAGAUCGCGGCUCCGCCCGUGAAGAAGGCUACGGUGCAGCCAAAGUACAUGGAGGUUGAGCAGCGGCCUGCACUUGCAAAUGGGGACGAUGCUGGGCUCGAGAGCGUCGCUGACCUCUUCGGAGGCGGGUGA